GUUUUAUGCCCUUGAAGUUUAAGAAUGUUAAGAGUUAGAUCUCUACAAAAAAAAGGUUUUUUACAAUUUCGACAGUCUCUGUUGUUUACAGUUCUUGAUUUAUUUGAUAGGAUAAAGCUUAACUGAGCUUUAUCUUUCUCUAUGGUAAAAAGAGAUCACCUUGUAAACACUUUAACAAUAACAACACAAAACAAAAGUUGCAAAGGCUGUGAACUUAUCAAUCUUUUAUGUUGGAAUAUUAAUCAUGGCUAAACGUAAAAAGUUUCCUAAGCUUAGAUCUCUACGAAGAAGGGUUUCGACAACCGUUUUCUGCUGUUUUCAGUUGUUGAUUUAUGGUGCAAAUUCUAGAUAAAGUUGUAAACACUAGGAUAAUUAAAUUAACCACUGUAGGCACAGUUCAAAGUUCUGAAUAAGAACACAGGACAAAAGUUGAAAAGGCUAUGAACUUAUUAAUAUCCUUUCAUAUGUUGGCUGAUAAGGAAUGAGGAAGAAAAAUAGUUAUAAACUAGAAAAAGUCUUAAAAAUCCAUGAUAUCAUCACAUUUUUAGAAGCAUGAGCAGAUGCCUGCACACAUCCUAGUUUUGUGUAUUUGGGGGUUGCUAUGCAACAGAGCAAUGCUGAACACCAUGCUGUGGUAUUGACUGCGUCAACUCAGUCAUGAUUUUUUUCAGUAGAGUUUGAGAUCUAUACAUAAUAUCAACUUUUCUCUUGUUUAUUUAAGGGUCACAUAAACUUGAGGGUCUCUUUUUCUGAAAAAAAAUCUUUGUUAGAUUCUCUGAAGUAUACUAAAUAAAUAAAACAAGACUAACAUAAAUAAAUAUCGCCCAAUUUAGCAAGAUCUGAUUAUAUUGCAAAUUAGAAACAUAUUUUCUGUAUCAGUUGUCUGUCAAGUACAACUCUAUACAAGACUUCAAAUCCCUCUUUUUAUGCAAAUAGUAUCCUAUUUUUGAAUAAAAACUGUUACACGUGUCAUUGUUUUGGGUAUUCUCUAGGGGGAUUGGGAGAAGAUAAUUUUAUAAUAAUAGGAUAAAGUAAAAGUUAUCAGCCAUGUAUUUGGGAUACCUGAAGCAUAAUCAAAGGGAAUUCUGGUGUUUUUUUAUGGGAGGGGGAGUUGAUGGGGACAUCUAUUUUAGAGUGGGAAAAAAUUCUGGCUCCGCCUUUAGGCAGUGCCUAAAUCUAUAUAUUAUACAUUUCUAAAACGUUUCUAUACCGAUUUAGCGCUAAGUUAUGUGCCAAGAUUUCAAACAGCAAACGUUUACUAUUUGGCGCCGACAUAAUGAACGUUGUCGACCGUGAGGACCACACAAGUGGAAGUCACGUUUGGAUCACGCGCUUCGAAGUCACGCUAGCUACAUUCAAUACAGUAACUGCGCUACAUCGCAACAUUUACGGAGAGUUUAAUAUAAACUGGACUCAAAUUGGACCACGGUGAUCCUAGAACCUAAAAUGUCUUAGAACCUAAACAGAACCGAAACAGAAUCUAAUAGCAAGGGGGGGUAAUUGUCAAAAAAAAAUUAGCCUUAAUCCGCUAAAUAGUGCAAAAAUCUCUGUAAAAAAUAUUUUGACGAAUUUCCAGUCGUACACUCUAAUUCUAUGCAGAAAAUAGGCAAUUUUUAUUUUUUUAAACAAUUAUCCCCCUUGAUAUAAGUUUCUGUUUAGUAUCUGAUUAGUAUCCAUUUAGUAUCUAAGUAAUUUUAAAAGUAUCUAGGAUCAACGCGGUGAUUAAAACAAGACGGAUAGUCUGAAAAAAAUGUCAACGAUUUAAAGCAAGGCGAUAGUUAGGAAAAUUUGUCAAAGACUGAAAUAAGAUGACUAAAAGUAUAUCUAUGAUAAACAUUAAUGUUAUACGACCCAUUUAAGUCAGACGGUGCUAGAGCCUAUGUACCCUAAUUCUGGUAAAAAAUGGAUUAACUGGAGAAAUAAAGUUAUUGCCGUGAUAAGCGACGCCCAUUUUUAAUUGUCAAUCUACAAUAUUCAAUUUAACCAUAGUUAAUAGAGGGACUAUCCUAUUAACUAUGAUUUAACUUAAAUAAAAAUAUAUGACGAUAUGACAGGACACGUACGUAAAAGUUAUCAGGCGCCCUUAAAUUCUAGCAACAGCCGAAUCAUUAGAAAUUUGAUAAACGAAGUGGUGUCUGAAGAUUUAAAUGUCAUAAAAAAUUGUUAAAUUGUAGACUGGAAUAGACAUGGUCCGAGUUUUGGCUGCCAUUCUGCUGGCGGCCUUUGCGUCAGUGUCGGAAGGAACUCUGUCCUUUCAGUACCGCGCUGACGGAAAAAGAGGAGGGAUAUUCAACAAGCUAUCGGCAUAUUGCGCUGAGACGAAUUUGGAAAAACGGUCCGUGCGACCCCAGUAUGGUGCGCCCAGCACUGCCUCGAGAACAUGGAUUGCGCCUCGUACAACGUAAGGAAUGCAGUCACGUGUGAGCUGAACAACGAAACCAUGGCAACCCAAAACGCAUCCUUGCAAAGCGACCCCGAGGGUGAUCACUACUUUCCUGCAGAGUUAGAGUACAAGUCGUGUCUGGACCACAUGAAGGCGGGCGCCACGGACUCGGGCAUCUACACCAUCACCUUUAGUAAUGGGGCGCGAGGCAAAGUCAUGUGCGACUUGACCUCUGAGCCUAACGCUGCUUGGACCCUAGUUCUCUCCUUUGCCUUCAAGAACAGACAUCUUGCAGAGUUUUGUAAGAAAUCCUGGCAAUUUGACGCCCCGAGACACAGCGACGAACCGAACUGGGACGACUACAGAAUUGAACUCGCUAAGAUGCAGCACCUCGUUAAACAGUCCACUCACUGGCGUGCUACCACAGGGCUACCAGUCUACGGCGUUGAUUACAGAGACUACAUUAGAGGGUUGUUGUCGAGACUAGACGUGUUAGCUGAUGUGGAAGGCUGCCGUGACGUUGAAUACGUGAAUGUGCGUGGUUACAGCGCCACCAACUCGUCCGUUUACGUUUGACAAGACGCCCAGAACAUUCCACUUCACAUUGACACCGAAUAUAGCUAUGCUCACUGCAGAUUCAAACACCCUAAUUACGUGACUAGUGAAAAUAUCUUUGGCUUGUACUGUAGCGACAGAGAGCGGAAUCCGAAAUUUCGCGGAAGUGAAGAUGAUGGCAGCACUACCCAGUGGUGGUUUGGCGGAUACUUGAACUAGCCCGCUAAAUAGCAAAGCAGUUACAUCAACUAGGCACCAAAUGAACUAGCAAACCAAACAACUAAAGCCAACACCCAACUAAAAUCCUCUCACAAGUACCAACGUGGACAAAUGGAAGGCGUUACUGUGGCUCUUUCCGUGCACGUUAUUGAUCCGAGAGGAAGCGAGGGACUUGGGACGAGACACAGGAAUCCUGAUCCCAAUGCCUUGGAUUGAAGAGAUUAGAACUAGAUAAGCAGCCAUGCACAGACAUGGCACACCAAACGCGUCUGGGUGCAUGGCCGAACCACAGUAGUUUUUUGUUGCUCUUUUGAAUUUACGUAGCACUAGCAGUAACAGGACUGAGAGAUUACGGGCGAAAACAAGAAUAACUCCAUAUGUCACAUCAUUUAAUAGUCAUAUUAAUAUAAACAUUUUGUCAUUGAUUAUUCUGCUCAUGCUUCAAAUAAGUGCCGGUAUUUAUAACCAAGUGCGGUUGGAUAGUUUACUCUAGAAUACAGUUCACAUAUUUUACAAUCUACUGUUGUUGAUGAAUAAAGGUAUUCUUACCUCAA
Nematostella vectensis (starlet sea anemone) is the source of this 3711-nucleotide messenger RNA. RefSeq lists its product as uncharacterized. The record is from RefSeq and is a predicted model, not a curated record. Lineage: Eukaryota; Metazoa; Cnidaria; Anthozoa; Actiniaria; Edwardsiidae. The transcript is spliced from 3 exons. The coding region runs from base 2381 to 2959 and encodes 192 amino acids.